Molecule: messenger RNA, 2688 nt
Organism: Saxophila tyrrhenica
Lineage: Eukaryota; Fungi; Ascomycota; Dothideomycetes; Mycosphaerellales; Extremaceae
Exons: 3
Coding region: 1-2688 (895 amino acids)
Biological process (GO): transmembrane transport
Cellular component (GO): plasma membrane
Molecular function (GO): sulfate transmembrane transporter activity
Source: RefSeq, a predicted model, not a curated record
AUGGCGUCCAACAGCGGCACCAACGCCCAACCCACCUCCUCCACCAUCGACCCGACGGCAGCAGGCCCCGCACGAUCAAGAGGAGCCUCCGUCUCGAGCCAGAACGUCGCCCACCAACACCGCCCCUCCGUCCCCUCCCGCCUAAGCCAAGCGCACCAGCCCCCCUCCUCCCCCGACGAGCCCUUCCACUUCCCCCGCCCCGACCACGAUACCCUUCCCGAAGUGUCUGAAACCGGUAUCCACCCCUUCGCGCAAGACUGGGCCAGCAUCUCCUCCGACCCCUCCGACACGAAAGUGCAAGGCGAGAUCGAAGACUCCCCAGAUCCACCCACCGCGCAGACGAAGCUGCUGGGGGAUGGGCAGAAGUAUCACGUCCCGCAUAAGUGCGGGCACUACAAUUGUAAUCAUGGCGCGUUCUCGCCGCGGCCGAGGUAUGGGAGGGGGUAUGGGAGUAUAGCGAGUUCUUUCGACGGCUCGGCGAUGGGGCAAGACGACAGAAGUCAAGAUGGGUAUGGCGGGACGCUGCCUGCUGAGCCCGCGGAUAUGGAUGACCGCUCAUACAUUGAAGGCAGCGUCGGGAACGCGGUGACGGAUGGGUUGCUGGGCAAGCCCGGGAAGAGAAGUACGACGCAUUGGCUCGCGAGGCGGCAUGGGGUGCGGCAUGAGCGGUGGAUGUACUUUCUCUACUACGUGCCGGGGAUCAAUUGGAUGCGGCAGUAUCGUGCUUCCUACCUGACGGGGGAUCUGACUGCGGCGCUGACGAUGGCGUCGUUCUACAUCCCCAUGUCGUUGUCUUAUGCCAGCAAUCUGGGUCAUGUGCCGCCGAUCAACGGCCUGUACACGUUCGUGUUCAAUCCGCUGAUCUACGCUUUGCUGGGGACCUGCCCGCAAAUGGUCGUCGGCCCCGAAGCCGCCGGCUCCCUGCUCACCGGCUCCGUCGUCAAAGAAGCCAUCAAGCGCGGCACGCACUACGAACACGAAGACCAGAAACACGCCCAAGUCGCCGGCAUGGUCACGGGGCUGGCGGGGGGCAUUAUCCUGCUCGCCGGGCUCUGCCGGUUGGGCUUCCUGGACGGCGUCCUCUCCCGCCCGUUUCUGCGAGGCUUCAUCUCGGCCAUCGGAAUCGUCAUUCUAGUCGACCAGCUCAUCCCCGAAAUGGGCCUCAACACCGUCGCCAAAGGUUCCCAAGCCGCUUCGCACGGUAGUAGCCUUGACAAGAUUUUGUUCUUGUUCCGCCACGGCCAUGAAGCGCAUAAGCUGACCUGCAUUGUGUCCUUCACCACCAUCGCCAUCGUCAUGGUCAUGCGUGAGCUCAAGCGCCGACUCCAGCCGCGCACGCCUUGGGUGGCGUAUAUCCCCGACCGCUUCGCCGUUGUCGUCCUUUCCGCGGUCUUUGCGUGGAAGUUCGACUGGGAGAGCAAGGGGUUGGCGUUGAUGGGCGAUAUCCGCUCCAAAGGGAGGCCUUUCGAAGUCCACUCGCCGUUUGUCGAGGACAACUUCAAACACGUCGACGACGCGUUCAGCACGGCCUUUAUCAUCGCGCUACUCGGCUUCUUCGAAAGCAGCGUCGCGGCCAAGAGUCUCGGUGCCAGCAGCGGUGGUAAAACUACCAGAACAGUGAAAGAUAAAGAUGGCAACGAAGUCGAGGAAGCCGAUGGGUUGAAGGACAUGCCCCUCUCCGCGAACCGCGAGCUCGUGGCGCUGGGAGUGGCGAAUUUGUUCGGCGGCUUGUUCAUGGCGCUGCCUGGGUUCGGGGGGUAUGGGCGGAGCAAGGUGAAUGCGAGCACGGGGGGCCGGACGCCGAUGAGUUCGGUCUUCUUGUCGCUGAUUACGAUUGUGUGCAUUGAGUUUUUGAUGGAGUACUUUUAUUAUAUCCCGAAAGGCACCCUCUCCGCCAUGAUCACCAUCGUAGCCUACUCCCUCAUCGAAGAAGCGCCCCACGACAUCCACUUCUUCUGGCAGAUCUCCGGCUACUCCGAACUCUUACUGAUGCUGCUCAUCUUCACCACCACUUUCCUCUGGAACCUCAAAAUCGGCAUCGCCGUCGGCAUCGGCCUGUCCCUCCUCCGCCUCUUACGCCACUCCACGCGCCCGCGGAUCCAGAUUCUGGGGCGUGUGCCGGGGACGCAGGAGUUUGAAAAUGCGGAGCAUGAUGGCGUGGAGAUGGUGCCGCAUUGUCUGAUCAUCAAAGUCCCUGAACCGCUUACCUUCGCCAACACGGGGAGUUUGAAGGACCGCCUCCGCCGACUCGAGGACCACGGCACAGGCGCCGCGCAUCCCGCCUUACCCAAAGUUCGGCGGAAGGAGCACAACAAGAACGUCAUCUUCGACGUCCACGGCGUUACGUCCAUGGAUCCCGCAGCGGCGCAGGUGCUGUUGGAGAUUGUGCAGGCGUAUGUGGAGAGGGGCACGAGCGUGUUUUUCUGCCGGGUCCCCGGGAGAAGGACGGAGGUGUGGCGGUUGAUGGGCGUGAGUGGGAUUGUGGAGUGUUGCGGCGGCGAGGGACGGUUUUUGCGGAGUGUGGAUGAGGCGUUGAGGGCGACGGAGCGAGAAAGUACGUUGAACUUUGGUUCCUACGAAGGGGACGUGGAGGCGGAGGGGGAGAGCGGUGAUGGGAUUCGCUCGCCGGGGCGUCCGGUGAGGCGGAGCGUGGAUGGGGGGGAUGAGCAGGGGAGGGGGAAUGGUUGA